AAUUAAGAUUUAAGACAAAAAAAAAAAAAAGAGUCUUCCUACAACACACCAAACCCCUUCACUCACUCAUAUAAAUGUAUGCUACAUAACAUUACAUGCAACACCACUUAGCUUCUCUUCAGAACUGAGACAAAGCUCAGUUCAGAAGCCUAACAAGAAUUUUAUGACACAAGUACAUAAAUCAAACAAGAGUGAAGCUUAGAAGAAAUUAAAAAGAGGGGUGGUGGCAAAAGAAUCCAAAGAUGGAUUCAAAUUUAAGCAGAAGCAUAAGCAGGAGCUUAAGCAGAUCAAGUUGGAAAAUGGAAGAGGUAUUUGCAAGUGGGAGAUAUUCAAGGAGAACCUCACAUGUUGAUGAAGAUGAAGAGGCUUUGAAAUGGGCUGCAAUUGAGAAGCUUCCAACCUAUGAUAGGUUGAGAACAAGUAUCAUUCAGAAUUUUGGUGAAGGUGAUCAUCAUCAUCAUGAUGCCAAGGCUCAGCAUAGAGAAGUUGAUGUUAGGAAGCUUGAUAUGAAUGAGAGGCAACAAAUCAUUGAUCAAAUCUUCAAGGUGGCUGAAGAGGAUAAUGAGAAGUUCUUGACCAAGUUCAGAAACAGAAUUGACAAGGUUGGAAUCAAACUUCCAACAGUUGAAGUAAGGUUUCAGAAUUUGACAGUUGAGGCUAAUUCCUAUGUUGGAAGCAGAGCUUUGCCAACACUUCCAAACACUGCAUUGAACAUUCUAGAAUCAGCACUUGGCAUGUGUGGGAUUAGUACUACUAAAAGAACAAAGCUCACAAUUCUUAAGAAUGCCUCCGGAAUUGUUAAACCCUCGAGGAUGGCCCUUUUACUUGGCCCACCUUCUUCAGGAAAAACAACUCUUUUGUUGGCAUUGGCUGGAAAAUUGGACUCUGAAUUGAAGGUAACCGGAGAAAUUAGUUAUAAUGGGCAUAGGCCUAAUGAAUUUGUGCCAAGAAAGACUUCAGCAUACAUUAGCCAAAAUGAUGUUCAUGUUGGAGAAAUGACAGUUAAGGAGACACUUGAUUUCUCAGCUAGGUGCCAAGGAGUUGGAACUAGAUAUGAUCUAUUAGCUGAGGUUGCUAGAAGAGAAAAGGAAGCUGGCAUAUUUCCAGAGGCAGAACUUGACCUUUUCAUGAAGGCAACUGCAAUGGGAGGAACAGAAAGCAGUCUCAUCACUGAUUAUACUCUUAAAAUUUUAGGCCUUGAUAUUUGCAAGGAUACUAUUGUUGGAGAUGAAAUGCAUAGAGGCGUAUCCGGUGGCCAAAAGAAGCGUGUCACAACUGGUGAGAUGAUUGUUGGGCCUACAAAAACACUGUUUAUGGAUGAGAUAUCCACUGGUCUUGAUAGCUCCACAACAUAUCAAAUAGUGAAAUGCUUGCAACAAAUUGUGCAUCUCACUGAAGGAACAAUACUAAUGUCCCUUCUCCAACCAGCUCCUGAGACAUUCAAUCUCUUUGAUGACAUCAUUCUCAUUUCUGAGGGCCAAAUUGUCUACCAGGGUCCACGUGAGCACAUUGUUGAGUUCUUUGAAUUAUGUGGGUUCAAAUGCCCUGAGAGAAAGGGCAUUGCUGACUUUUUACAAGAGGUUACCUCAAGAAAGGAUCAAGAACAAUAUUGGGCAGACAGAAACAUACCAUACCGUUAUGUAACUGUAACAGAAUUUGCAAACAAGUUCAAAAGAUUCCAUGUUGGAAUGGAACUGGAAAAUGAGCUAAGAGUGCCAUUUGACAGAUCAAGAGCACACAAAGCAGCACUUGUAUACAACAAAUGGUCAGUUCCCAAAAUGGACCUUCUAAGAGCAUGUUGGGACAAAGAGUGGCUCCUCAUCAAGAGGAACUCAUUUGUCUACAUCUUCAAGACUGUCCAGAUCAUCAUUAUCGCCUUCAUCGCCGCCACCAUGUUUAUAAGGACGAGAAUGCACCGGCGAAAUGAGGACGAUGCAGCCCUCUACGUCGGCGCAAUCUUGUUUAGCAUGAUCAUGAACAUGUUCAAUGGUUUUGCUGAGCUUGCACUCACCAUUCAAAGGCUUCCUGUGUUUUACAAGCAGAGGGAUCAUCUUUUCCACCCUGCUUGGACUUACACUCUUCCCAAUUUCCUCUUGAGGAUUCCAAUUUCGAUAUUCGAGUCUCUUGUUUGGGUGCUUGUUACCUACUACACUAUAGGAUUUGCUCCUGAAGCUGAGAGGUUCUUCAAGCAACUUUUGUUGGUGUUCCUUGUUCAACAAAUGGCUGCUGGAAUGUUUAGGUUCAUUUCUGGAGUCUGCAGAACAAUGAUCAUAGCAAACACUGGUGGUGCACUCAUGCUUCUUCUUGUUUUCCUUCUUGGUGGUUUCAUCCUUCCGAAACGUGAAAUUCCAAAUUGGUGGGUGUGGGGAUACUGGGUUUCACCACUAUCAUAUGCCUUCAAUGCCCUUGCUGUGAAUGAAUUAUAUGCACCAAGAUGGAACAAACCAUCUCCUACACAGGCAAAUUUGACAUUAGGUGUGUCUACAUUAAGAAACUUUGAUGCUUUUGCCAACAAGAAUUGGUACUGGAUUGGUGCAGGAUCACUUUUAGCCUUCACUAUUUUGUACAAUGUUCUGUUUACUCUUGCACUUAUGUACCUAAAUCCUCUUGGAAAGAAACAAGCAAUUAUAACUGAAGAAGAUGCGAGCGAAAUGGAGGUAGGCGAAGAACCAAGACUCAUUAGGCCACCAGAAACCAACCGAGAAUCAAUGCGCCGGUCAUUGUCUAAGGCUGAUGGAAAUAACUCAAGUGAAGUUGCGAUGCAGCGAAUGAGCAGCCGGGCUAAUCCCAAUGGAACAAGAAAUUCUGAUUCGACACUUGAUUCGGCCACUGGUGUAGCCCCAAAGAGAGGAAUGAUUCUACCUUUCCAGCCACUUGCAAUGUCCUUUGACAGUGUUAAUUACUAUGUGGACAUGCCUGCAGAAAUGAAAGAGCAAGGAGUGGCAGAGGAUAGGCUGCAACUUCUGAGGGAAGUAACAAGUGCCUUUAGGCCUGGAGUCUUGACUGCUCUGAUGGGAGUCAGUGGAGCUGGGAAGACAACUUUGAUGGAUGUUUUGGCCGGAAGAAAAACCGGUGGUUACAUUGAAGGAGAUAUUAGAAUCUCCGGGUUCCCUAAGAAGCAAGAAACCUUUGCUAGAGUUUCAGGUUACUGCGAACAGACCGAUAUUCAUUCGCCACAAGUUACUAUCCGAGAAUCUUUGCUUUACUCGGCAUUCCUUCGCUUGCCUAAGGAAGUUAGCCGCGAAGAAAAGACACAAUUUGUGGACCAAGUUAUGGACUUGGUAGAGUUGGACAGUCUCAAGGAUGCUAUAGUUGGGCUUCCAGGAGUUACAGGGCUGUCGACUGAACAGCGAAAGAGGCUGACAAUCGCUGUCGAGCUUGUUGCUAAUCCUUCAAUCAUUUUCAUGGAUGAACCAACCUCAGGUCUUGAUGCAAGAGCAGCAGCCAUUGUUAUGAGAACAGUGAGGAACACUGUGGACACUGGAAGAACAGUUGUCUGCACAAUUCACCAGCCUAGCAUAGAUAUCUUUGAAGCUUUUGACGAGCUCUUGCUGAUGAAAAGAGGAGGGCAAGUGAUCUACUCAGGACCUUUAGGCCGGAACUCGCACAAGAUUGUAGAAUACUUUGAGGCAAUUCCAGGUGUCCCAAAGAUCAAGGAAAUGUACAACCCUGCAACAUGGAUGCUUGAAGUAAGUUCCAUUGCAGCCGAAGUCCGGCUUGGAAUGGACUUUGCUGAAUACUACAAGAACUCUGCUUUGUUCCAGCGCAACAAAACUCUUGUGAAGGAGCUAAGCACGCCACCUCCUGGCGCAAAGGAUUUAUAUUUCCCCACCAAGUACUCUCAAAAUGCAUGGGGUCAGUUCACAUCUUGUUUAUGGAAGCAAUGGCUGACAUAUUGGAGAAGUCCAGAUUACAAUCUUGUUAGAUUCUUCUUCACCUUAGCAAGUGCUCUCAUGAUUGGGACAGUGUUCUGGAGAGUUGGCAAGCACACGUUGACCACAUCUAGCUUGACCAUGGUAAUUGGAGCAAUGUAUGCUGCAGUUAUUUUCGUUGGAAUUAACAACUGCCAAACUGUCCAACCGGUAGUAGCCAUUGAACGAACUGUAUUCUAUCGAGAAAGAGCAGCCGGAAUGUAUGCUCCUAUGCCUUAUGCUAUUGCACAGGUUCUAACUGAGAUUCCUUAUGUCUUCAUCCAAGCUGUGUAUUACUCACUCAUAGUGUAUGCAAUGGUGUCCUUUGACUGGAAGGUGGAGAAGUUCUUUUGGUUCUUCUUUGUCAGCUUCUUCUCCUUCUUGUACUUCACAUACUAUGGCAUGAUGACUGUUUCCAUCACACCAAACCAUCAAGUUGCAUCGAUCUUCGCAGCAGCAUUCUAUGGACUCUUCAAUCUCUUCUCUGGUUUCUUUAUCCCAAGACCUAAAAUUCCUAAAUGGUGGGUUUGGUACUACUGGAUUUGUCCUGUGGCAUGGACAGUGUAUGGACUAAUCGUUUCGCAGUACAGAGAUAUCACCACCGAAAUGUUUAUAGCCAGCGAAAAUAGGAACUACACUGUCAAAGAUUAUAUUAACCACCAUUAUGGUUUCAAACCAGACUUCAUGGGACCAGUUGCUGCAGUUUUGGUGCUUUUCGCUGUCUUCUUCGCCUUUGUGUUUGCCGUAUGCAUCAGGGCACUGAACUUCCAAACAAGAUAAAAGAGAGCUGCAUUGUAACAAAAUAUGAUGAAGUUAUGUACUGGAAAAAAUUCUAGAAGUCCUAGUGAUUUGUAUGUGUAUAUAUAUAUAUAACUGAUGCUGUAGCCAGCACUCCAGAAAGAUUUUAUGCAGCAUAUGGUCGGUGACAACAAUAUUUUUGAUAGCAGUUCUUUGAGGGUUUUGAAGUAGCCAGUAAAUGUAAAUCAUAUGAAUGUUGGUAUUAUUGUUAGUUUGCUUUGCUGCAUAGAAGAAAUUAGUUUUUUUUCUCUUUGUAAUGAUAUUACCUUAUUGUGGUGAAUAAAAAUUUAUUCUUUUACCACCUUCA
This is a messenger RNA of Arachis stenosperma, 5016 nucleotides long. RefSeq names its product ABC transporter G family member 36-like. Gene Ontology annotation, cellular component: membrane. Lineage: Eukaryota; Viridiplantae; Streptophyta; Magnoliopsida; Fabales; Fabaceae. The transcript has 22 exons. Gene Ontology annotation, molecular function: ATP hydrolysis activity; ABC-type transporter activity; ATP binding. Bases 243 to 4691 code for a protein of 1482 amino acids. The record is from RefSeq and is a predicted model, not a curated record.